AUGGAACGAAUAAAACGACCAUUAGACGACAUUGUUUAUGAUUAUAAUGAAAAUAAGAAACAAAAAGUAGAAAAUAAAUUAAUAAUAAAUAAAUCUUAUUCUGAACAUUUACCAAAUGAAAUUAUUUAUGAUAUAUUUCAAUAUGUUGAUGUUUAUUAUGUUUACGAAGGAUUUUUUUAUCUUAAUCAACGAUUUCAAAAUUUAGUUCUUAAUAGAAAUUUUUUAAUUCAAAUAAAUAUUCCAACAAUAUCAAAAUCAAAUUUUGAUCUUUAUCAUAAAAAUAUGAUUAAACCAAAUAAAUAUCGAAUAAAUUAUAUUCGUCUAUCAAAUUCAUUUACUGUUGAUAUGAUUUUUUCACCACCACGUAUUAUUUGUUAUUAUAUUCAACUUGAAACAUUAAUUUUUGAUAAUAUUAUUGAUAUAAAAUAUCUUGAGAAUAUUUUCAAACAUUUAAGUUUUUUACCAAAAUUACAUUCAUUAGUUUUGAGUCUUAUUGAUCAUGUUCAAAAUCCAGCUCUUCUUUUUCAUCAUAUAUUUCGUUUAUCAAAAUUAAAAUAUUGUAAAAUAACCUAUAUAGCAAGAUUUGGUCAAAAACUAAUGCCAAUCGAUAUGAAUCAUAUUGUACAUAGUCCUAUCGAAUAUCUUAUUAUUAUUAAUAAUCGUUUUUCAAUUGAUUUACUUUAUCAAAUACUUCCUAGUCUUCCAAAACUUCUUUAUUUAUCAAUUGAUUGUCUUCUUGGAUUGAAUUAUUCAUAUACUAAUCAAACUCCUAUUACAUUAAAAUAUUUAAAAACAAUUUCUAUUAAUGUUGAUCAUGUAAAUUUCAAUCUAUUCCAACAAUUAUUCAAAUAUUGUUUUAGUUCUUUGGAAGUUUUACAUCUUACAACACAUGAUCCAACAUAUUUGGCUUCAAAACAAUGGGAAGAAUUAAUCUCAUCUUCAAUGUUGAAUUUACGUAUUUUUGAUAUAUAUUAUCGUAAUAUUGUACAAAGUAAGGAUUUAAUAUAUAUUCCUUUAAUUUGUCGAUUUGAUUCUUCAUUUUGGACUCAACGACAAUGGUUUUUUACACGUGCACAUUAUGAAGAAAAAUUCUCAAAUUAUGUAAUACUUUAUUCAAGAAAUCCAUAUAGAAGAAAAGAUUACAUAUUUUAUGAUGAAUUCUAUCCGUUACAUGAUUUACGUACUCAAGAAAAUAAUCUCAAUUCAGUUAAACAUGUUCAUAUAUAUGGCCGAUAUCUAUCUAAUGAUAAUGUAAAUUAUUUUCCAAAUGCUAAUGAAUUAACAAUUGAAGAAAAUUUCAAUACACUUGAUGAUUCAAUUUCAACAACUCUUAAUCGUGUUCUUCCUUUAAAACAAUUGACUAAAUUAAUUAUUAAUAUUUCUAAUUUUACUUUUGAACAAAUUAUUAAUUUAAUACGUUUUACACCUAAUUUAUAUGUAUUAAAAUUAGAUUCAUUAUCUUUUAAUGGAAUUAAUUUAGAAUUAAUUGAACAAAAUGAAAUUUUUCAAUUUGUAUCAAAUACAAAUAAAAUAAAAACUAUAGAAAUUCGUGAAUCUUUUAUAUUAGAAAAUUUUCAAAUGAUUAUUAAUGUAUUUCUACAAGUUGAAUAUCUUAAAAUUGGAAUGAAUAGAAAAGAAAUGAAUCAAAUUAUACGAUUUUUAUCUUCAAAAAUUAACAAUAAAACAUGUCGUUUAUGCUUCUUGUGUAUUUCAAAAGUACCUAAAGUAUGUUUACGAGAACUAAAUGUUUUAAUUAAAUCAGAAAACUUAUUCAAAACUUAUUCUAUUAAAUAUAUUAAUCGUGAUUUCUUCCCUCGACUGUAUUUAUGGUGGUAG
Messenger RNA from Rotaria sp. Silwood1, 1836 nucleotides. Lineage: Eukaryota; Metazoa; Rotifera; Eurotatoria; Philodinida; Philodinidae. The record is from the annotation of a GenBank genome assembly.